CAGACAGUUCUCGAAGCUAUUUAAUAACGUUUACUAAACGUUGUAUCUUUGGCCAUUCUUAUUUCGUGACACGCGUGGUUUUACUGUGCAAACUCGUUCGCGCCCUCUGUACCGAAAAUGUUUAAGAUUGGUCGAGGAUUGGCCGUUCUUGGAUUUCUCGUUGAAAAACGUGCCACGAUUGGUAACGAUAUUGUUAUCUGGCAGAAACAUGGAGAUAAACAGACGGCUGUAGGAGACGGUGACCGAUGGGAAGCCGGGUAGUAUCAUUGCGGCUGUCUAGUGGUAAACACGGUCGCGUGCAAGCGAAGCGAACGCUGACGAUAGACAUCGCGCUGCUCCAAGACGUUUCACGUUCACGCACGCUCGAUACGACUCCGAUAUCGAUCCUUCUCGAUUACGAGUCGAUACGCGAUCAAUCAAAUCCCCGUCGUUUGUCGCGGCGCGACGCGAGUGAAAGCGAAAGCUCGUUAGGAUCGGUUCGCUCCUCGUCUCGUUCACGGCGGUCGGUUUUCUUUUUCGUCGUGCGAGCGCGAGCGGUGUGCGACUACUAGUUCCGCGUCCCUUUGCGUGAGUGCGUGUGUGCGUGUGUGUUUAUGUUUGUCUGUGAGCGUGGUGCUUGUCCCUCGUCGCGCAACAAUAUGACCGCGGAUCACGAAAACGACACGAAGGUGAGGUUACGACGAACCAAGAGCGUCACCAGGGCCGAGGAGAUCCAGAAAGCCGAGAUGAUGGUUCGGAAAUCGCAGCCCGACAAACCAUGUCAUCGUCCUAGAGAUAGUCUUUUCUCCUGGAGCUCGGGCUUCGACAACUUUACGGGAUUCGUCAACUGGGGCUUCCUCUUGUUGGGCAUCGGUGGAAUCCGAUUGCUCCUAGAAAAUUUCAUAAAGUACGGGAUCAGGGUGGAUCCGAGGGAAUGGAUUCUGUUCCUCAGCGGGAAAUACGAGGGCGGCAAGGAACACGCCUCCGUUAUACUCAUCAUCUAUUCCACCAUACCGGUGGGCCUUUGUCUGCUGAUCGAAAAGGGAUUGUCGGUGGAUAUCAUAGCUCAUGGGCCAGGAAUGGUGUUCCACGUCGUAAACCUCAUCGUGAUGGUACUGAUGCCGAUGGUGGUCAUCCACGUGAAGGAUUCCGGAUGCAGCCUGAUCGGCGCCAUGUACGUGUGCAUGCUGUACGCCAUUCUGUUCCUGAAGCUAUGGUCGUACGUGCAAGUCAACAUGUGGUGUCGAUUGUGCAGCAGAAGAAAACCGACGAUCCAAGGGAGGAUACGACGCCAGUCUCUAUCGUACAAUAAUCUUCAAUCUACCGGCGUGAAACAAAACGGCGAGGAGGUCGAUGACUCGAAGCAGGAAGCAGACGAGGCUGGUACGGCUUUGGUGCAAUAUCCGGACAACUUGAACCUUCGUGAUCUUUACUACUACAUAUUGGCGCCUACGCUCUGCUACGAACUGAAUUUCCCCAGGACACAAAGGAUACGGAAAAGAUUCCUGAUUAAACGAAUCUUGGAAGUUGUAGUCGGCUGCCAAGUGGUCAUGUCGUUGUUUCAGCAGUGGAUGAUCCCGUCCGUGAAGAACUCCCUCGUCCCGUUCAGCAACAUGGACGUGGCGAAGGCCUCUGAACGUUUGCUCAAAUUGGCUAUACCGAACCAUCUGGUCUGGUUGUGCUUAUUCUACUUGUUAUUCCAUUCGACCCUCAAUCUGAUGGGCGAACUGCUGCAUUUCGCCGAUCGGCAUUUCUACUGCGACUGGUGGAACGCGAAUAACAUCGACACUUUCUGGAGAACAUGGAACAUGCCGGUGCAUCGAUGGGCUGUGCGGCAUCUCUACAUUCCUGUUAUUGAGAUGGGCUACCCAAAAUCGACAGCUUCUCUUUCCGUGUUCUUCAUCAGCGCCUUCUUCCACGAGUACCUGGUCAGCGUGCCACUGAAGACUUUCAAGACUUGGGCCUUCAUGGGAAUGAUGGGACAGAUGCCAUUAUCGAUGCUAAGUAAGAAGGUGGAGCGGAAUUGGGGCGCCAGAUGGGGCAAUAUCGUGGUGUGGGCGAGUCUCAUUAUCGGACAGCCACUUUGCAUAAUGAUGUAUUACCACGAUUACGUGAUAACUCACUUCGGCCAGAUACUGGUGGAGGAUUACUCGACGGUGUAAAACGAAACAACCGGUCGCGAAGAAGAGAAGAAAAUAAUACUUUUCGAACGGGCGUUCAUACACGACGAUCUAUCGUAUUUUUUCAACGAUGUAUGCGUAGUCUAUCGUAAAACAAUAUUUUCUACUUCGUCGCGCGAAUUGGCCGAUUUUUGUUCCAAAAACGAACGGAAAACGAACAAUGUAUAAAGAAAGAACUGAAAUAACGCGCAAGUGCCUCAAGUAUUACGCGCCUCUGUUUUUUUAUUCACGCUUAAUAACGCGUACGAUCGGAGAAACGUACCAUCGCAUUAUCGAGUCGUAUUAAUCAGCGCUUACGAUUUCGUUCCAGAAACGUUUCCUAUGUUUUACAUACGCGCGCAGGCGAUGGUCCCACACAAGCUCCUAAAGCAUCCAAGCGUAACAUUUGCCAUUGUAUACGCAUUUUACUCAAUUUGAUACAAACCGUUCCAACGGUCGCUCCGUUUAUCUACAUUUCGUCCUUGUUGAGGCUAAAGUUUUCUAUGGUUUUUUGAAAUAAUCGUUAAACUAAGUAGCGCUAGUCGAAACGUCUCGGGACAGCGUAUGUAGUCGCGUCGGUGUAUUUUUUGGUAAACCGUCGGGCGGUACGCGUUGAUACGCGAUUCCGGGGAGGUUUUGGUCGCGUACGAAAACAGUUUAUGGAAUUUUACCAUUCGUGGGGCUCUUGUGCUCGCUCGAUCGUGAACGUGGAUCGUAAAUUCUUGUGCUUCGCGACUCGGUUCGCGUAAACGGCUCGCGGGUGCAUUCGUGCAGACACGAAUAUUAUGCGUGCGUUGAGACAAUAAUUCAUCAUACGUAUUUUUUUCCUUUCUACGUGGCACCGGCUUUACGACCCCCGGGGAGAAGCGCGUUCGGAAUAUUAGCCGUAAUAAAUUUGUCCGAGAAUAGAGUCUGGAAGUCGCGCGUUCGGUAAAUAUUUCAGCCUCCUCCGUGUAUCGCGGAAGCAUUUAUAACGGCGCGGACGUCGCGGCUCGAGAUUUAACGAGCCCGCUUGGGUGCCAGUUGUGUAUACGAACAAGAGCAAUUUUCUACGUUUCUUUCUACCUCCCC
Molecule: messenger RNA, 3209 nt
Organism: Colletes gigas
Lineage: Eukaryota; Metazoa; Arthropoda; Insecta; Hymenoptera; Colletidae
Gene: mdy
Product: diacylglycerol O-acyltransferase 1
Exons: 12
Coding region: 594-2141 (515 amino acids)
Biological process (GO): triglyceride biosynthetic process
Cellular component (GO): endoplasmic reticulum membrane
Molecular function (GO): diacylglycerol O-acyltransferase activity
Source: RefSeq, a predicted model, not a curated record